AAUUUCCACGCGAAACGGCGUCGUUAGAGUGAUUCUUGAGAAAAAGGGACCACUCCAUCUCUUCGAACCAACACUGAGAUGUUCUCUUCAUACUAAAACCCUAAAAACCUCAUCUUUUUGCUAUACGGUGACCAAAAAUGGCGAUUACGCCGUUGGCUCAGCUCAACGAGUUACGAAUAACGAUCUCUUCCUCGUCCUCCUCAUUUCUCGCGAAUUCGAUAUCCAAUUCGUUGCAUAGCAGCUUCACGAGUACGAGAAUCAGCGGCUUCACGAAACGAAGAAGCGAUUCAAAGUCCAAGUCUUUGCGGCUGAGAUGCUCCUUCUCUCCGAUGGAGACCGCGAAGAUUAAGGUCGUUGGUGUCGGCGGUGGCGGUAACAACGCCGUCAAUCGCAUGAUUUCCAGCGGCUUGCAGAGUGUUGAUUUCUAUGCGAUAAACACGGACUCUCAAGCUCUGCUUCAGUCUUCUGCACAAACCCCUCUUCAAAUUGGAGAGCUUUUAACUCGUGGCCUUGGUACUGGUGGGAACCCGCUUCUAGGAGAACAAGCUGCUGAAGAAUCUAAAGAUGCUAUUGCUAAUGCUCUCAAAGGAUCUGACCUUGUUUUCAUUACUGCUGGUAUGGGUGGUGGCACUGGCUCUGGUGCUGCUCCUGUCGUUGCUCAGAUUUCAAAGGAAGCUGGUUAUUUGACUGUUGGUGUUGUUACCUAUCCUUUUAGCUUCGAAGGUCGUAAAAGAUCUUUGCAGGCGUUGGAAGCUAUUGAGAAGCUGCAGAAGAACGUUGAUACUCUUAUUGUGAUUCCAAAUGAUCGUCUGCUAGAUAUUGCUGAUGAGCAGACACCUCUUCAGGACGCUUUUCUUCUUGCGGAUGAUGUUUUGCGUCAAGGAGUUCAAGGAAUCUCUGAUAUUAUUACUAUACCUGGACUGGUCAAUGUAGAUUUUGCGGAUGUGAAGGCGGUUAUGAAAGACUCUGGAACUGCAAUGCUUGGGGUAGGUGUUUCCUGCGGCAAGAACCGAGCACAAGAAGCAGCUGAGCAAGCCACUUUGGCUCCAUUGAUUGGAUCAUCCAUACAGUCAGCUACUGGUGUCGUCUACAACAUCACCGGCGGAAAAGACAUUACUUUGCAGGAAGUGAACCGAGUAUCUCAGGUGGUGACAAGUUUGGCAGACCCAUCAGCCAACAUCAUAUUUGGAGCUGUUGUGGAUGAUCGUUACACUGGAGAGAUUCAUGUAACGAUAAUCGCCACGGGCUUCUCACAGUCUUUCCAGAAGACUCUUCUGAGUGAUCCAAGAGCAGCUAAACUCGUGGACAAAAUGGGAUCAUCAGGUCAACAAGAGAACAAAGGAAUGUCUCUGCCUCACCAGAGGCAGUCUCCUGCAAGUAUCAACACCAAACCAUCCUCUCCCCGUAGACUUUUCUUCUAGCAUUUUAUUUUGUUUGCCUUUUUCGUUUUUAAGCAGAUUCCUUUAUCGAAAGUGUAAUGAUCUUCAGGCUCAAAUAUCAUUUGCUUAUGAGUUUGCUACAAAUUGUCUCUAAAUCAAAGCUAACCUAUCAAUCUCAA
Messenger RNA from Brassica rapa (field mustard), 1558 nucleotides. Its product is annotated as cell division protein FtsZ homolog 1, chloroplastic-like. Gene Ontology annotation, cellular component: chloroplast; cytoplasm; microtubule. Gene Ontology annotation, biological process: chloroplast fission; cell division; microtubule-based process. Gene Ontology annotation, molecular function: GTP binding; GTPase activity. The record is from RefSeq and is a predicted model, not a curated record. Lineage: Eukaryota; Viridiplantae; Streptophyta; Magnoliopsida; Brassicales; Brassicaceae.